Molecule: messenger RNA, 3045 nt
Organism: Neurospora crassa OR74A
Lineage: Eukaryota; Fungi; Ascomycota; Sordariomycetes; Sordariales; Sordariaceae
Gene: cat-4
Product: catalase 2
Exons: 2
Coding region: 1456-3006 (516 amino acids)
Biological process (GO): response to hydrogen peroxide; hydrogen peroxide catabolic process
Cellular component (GO): peroxisome; mitochondrion; cytoplasm
Molecular function (GO): catalase activity; heme binding
Source: RefSeq, a predicted model, not a curated record
CGCAAUGCGAGGAGCACGGGCUGAAGACAUGGAGGCCUGUCUUCACGUGCGGGAGGCAGCAUCCAACACCCACCCCCGCCUUUUUCCCCCUGACAAAAAUUUUCUGGGGGCUGUGAUUGGUCAAUGGCGGCUACAGUCGUGCCGGCUGCACGGCCGUGCGUCGUCAUUCCGGUCAAUUCGGUCUGUCUCGUCCGCUCGCUUGUCUCGGUUUGGGAGCGACAGCUUCGACUGGAUGCACUUCGGAAAUGACAUUUCGUGGGGAAUGAUAACGACUUCAACAUCUCGGGCUUCUUCUGAUUCUACAUCAUCAAACUACAUGCAAACUAAGGCUCGCCAGCGCAUGUUCUCGCAAGAAAAUAUCGCAUUCUUCACCGACGGCAACAACGUCGACGAUAUUCCGCCGAUCUCCGAGUGCCGCGCAGUGUGCCCGCUAGUAGCUCAACUUUCGCCCUUCACUAAUCUGGCCGCUUGGAUGGAUCCUGCAUUUUCAGCAUCUUCACAUCAACACUGACUGACUGUCUUGUCUUGAUUAUCAAGAACCUCAGCGCUUGUCUUUGAUGCCCAGCGACGCUGUUUCAUGACUCCUUGGCAUUCAGUCCUGACCACGCCGACAGGGUCGCGGACAACUUGAUGUUCGGUCGGAUGCGAUCUCUGAGGACCCACCUUCCUUUUCGCUACCAUCCGACGAGAAUCAUAGCCAAUCGUCGCGAACAUUGUCCUGACAAUGCAGAAGAGUCCAUUGGAAGUGGGCGAAACAUGAAAUAUUGCGAUCGAAUACGACGUGCCGACUUUGCAUGCUGGGCUUUCACUCCUUUCCAUCAUUCCAAAUGGGCUUUUGCUGCCACUACCACAGACGACUCGGGUUGGUCGCUCUAAAUGGACGCCAGCCAAGUGACUGCAACAUCCCCAACACGAAUGUCGACAGCAUGUCUCGAGUCUUGACACCUCCAAUCUGGUUACACCCAAGUGAUGUGUAGCAACGGCUCUCGCGAUAUCUGAGGGUCCAGCGCACCGGUUUCCUCGAUGAUGUUGGCGAUGGAUGGCAAACAGGGCCCUGGUUUUUCCACAUGGACCAGCAACCCGAAAACGGUGCUGACAAAGGAAACACUGCACUCGAAUCAAGGAUCAAACAGCAUCAUGGACAACACAUAACUAGAUCAUCCACUCCACCACAGCCACAAACAUGGCUCGUUCGUGCAAUUGCCUUGGCCCGGAGACCACGGAUGUCGCAUGUAUGCUCUCCUUCGUCGGACGUUGUGCGUGUGCAAGUUGGGUUUCAGCAAGUGGUGAUGUCAUGGUAUCCAGUCGCGAUAGGAGACCCACCGGUCACCACCAUGGAGACAAUCAUGGCGAUGUCAACAUCCAACCCGAUAUAAAGACAGCAGCCGUGAUCUGGGAGGUUUGGAUGUUGUCUCAGCAUAAUAUUCCACAUCAGAUUUUACCAUCAUCGCAAUCAUGUCUUCAAACGACGCACCGGUUUACACACUUGCCGAGGGACGCCCCGUCCAGGACCCUUCGGCUGCCACGGUCCUGAUGGGCUCGAAGCCUCGUGGCGGAGCCCUCUCUCUCCUCGCAGACACCCAGCUGAUCGAAACCCUCGCCCACUUCCCCCGAGAACGCAUCCCCGAACGUGUCGUCCACGCCAAGGCAGCCGGUGCCUGGGGAGAGUUUGAGUGCACGGAAGAUGUCUCGGACUUUACAUCUGUUGACUUUCUCAACAAGGUCGGAAAGAAGACCAAGGUCCUGGCCCGUAUUUCCACGGUGGCGGGUGAGAAGGGCUCUGCCGAUACGGUUCGUGAUAUCCGCGGUUUCGCCGUCAAGUUCUUCACCGAGGAAGGCAACUGGGACUUUGUCGGCAAUGACCUGCCCGUCUUCUUCAUCCGCGAUCCCGUCAAGUUCCCCAGUCUCAACCGCUCCCACAAGCGUCACCCCCAGACCAACGUGCCCGACUCGACCAUGUUCUGGGACUUCCACAACAACAACCAAGAAGGCGUCCACUGCUUGAUGCAGCUCUUUGGCGGCCGUGGCAUCCCCGCCUCUCUCCGCAAUGUCAACGCCUUUGGCAACCACACCUACAAGUUCGGCAAGCCCGAGGACGGCACGUUCAAGUACGUCAAGAUCCACUUGAAGCCCGACGCCGGCAUCAAGAACCUCGAGUCCGACGAAGCCCUCCGCCUGGCUGGCGAGGAACCCGAUUUCCACAUCAAGGACAUGUACAAUGCCAUCGAGCGCGGCGACUACCCCACCUGGACCAUGUACUUCCAGAUCAUGGACCCCAAGGACGCCGAAACCUACCGGUACAACAUCUUUGACAUUACGCAGACCUGGUCGCAUCGGGACUAUCCCCUGCGUCCCAUCGGUAAACUCAGGCUUAACAAGAACCCGGAAAACCACUUCCAGGAUAUCGAGCAAGCCGCCUUCUCCCCCUCCACCAUGGUCCCUGGCAUCGGCCCUAGCGCCGACCCCAUGCUCCAGGCUAGAAUGUUCUCCUACCCUGAUGCCGCCCGCUACCGUGUCGGACCCAACUACCAACAACUCCCUUGCAACCGCGCCUUGCACGUCUAUUCUCCGUACCAGCGUGACGGUCCAAUGCGCGUAGACGGCAACUAUGGUGGCGACCCGGAUUAUGUGCGGUCUUCCUUCCGUCCCAUGCGUUUCGGUCCCCCUGACGUCGCUCACGACGAGUGGGCCGGUAAGGUUGCCUUGUUCACCUCGGAAGUGACCGACCUCGAUUUCGAGCAGCCGAGGGAUCUGUGGAAGAUCUUUAAGGAGACCGGAGAAGACAAGCGGUUUGCCAAGAACGUGGCGGCGCAUGUGGGCAAGGCGUUGCCGGAGGUGCAAAAGAAGACAAUCGAGAUGUUUAGUAAGGUUGAUCAGGAGGUGGGCGAGGCUAUCCAAAGAGAGUUGGAUGAGCUUGAGAAGAAGGGCGGUGCGGGCAUUGAGCAUGACAAGGCGCCGGUGAAGGGGAAGGGCAUGAGGUGUAAGGAUUCGAAGGAUGAUGAGUGAUGCAUUGCAACUUGUGAAUAAUGAUAAAUUUUAUAGCGC